Molecule: messenger RNA, 1556 nt
Organism: Juglans regia (Persian walnut)
Lineage: Eukaryota; Viridiplantae; Streptophyta; Magnoliopsida; Fagales; Juglandaceae
Product: B3 domain-containing transcription factor VRN1-like
Exons: 4
Coding region: 112-1119 (335 amino acids)
Molecular function (GO): DNA binding
Source: RefSeq, a predicted model, not a curated record
AGUGAAUGCUAGACAUUUCUAGGGCUGCCGCCAUUGGCAGAUUGGAAGGAGCUGGGCGUCGUAAUUAAGGGUCAUACAUAUAUAAUAUCGAUCGGUUAGGUUUUUGUACUCAUGUGCAUGGCAGCAGCUGGUAAUAUAUCAAAGAAUCGCCGGAGCGGAAUGUUUCCUAACUGGAAAUAUGAUCAUCACCGGCGGCCGUCGAGUUCUGUGGCAGGUAGGAGACCGGCGCACUUCUUCAAGAUAAUGAUCCCCUCUGCCAUGGCCCAAAAAAAACUGAGGAUCCCCGUAAAGUUUGUAAGAUUAUUUGGGGAUGAAUUGCCAACCGUUGUAACACUCAUUCUUCCUAAUGGUUGUAGUUGGCAAGUGGGAUUGGAGAGAUCAGCUACUGAGAAGGAGAUGUGGUUUCAUGAGGGUUGGCAUGAUUUUGUAGAAUAUCAUUCUAUAGAUUCUGGCUACUUUUUAGUCUUCAGAUACCAAGGAAAUUCAAAUUUCCAUGUUCUUGUAUUUGACAAGACUGCUACUGAGAUCCAGUAUUCAUCUAAAAACUUGGACUAUGAUCAAGGAGUGGACAUGAUUAUGCAGGUAUCGGAUGAUGAUGUAGAAAAAUCAAGCCAUGACAAGUCGAAAGAAACUCAUGAAAUUAUAUUGUCUAAACAUGAAGAUGGAGAAACAUCUGAUCAUGAUAGGGAAAGACCAGUAGUACUUUCUGGCACAUCCAUGAAAAAAAGACGUCUCAGGAUGUCCAGAGGAAGAGAGAGAGCAAUCCAAGCAGCCAUAACUUUCAAGCCUAAAAAUCCUUCGUUCAUGCGUGUCAUGCUGUCACCUGCAUCUUAUCAUAUGUAUGUGCCUAGUGGAUUUGCUACCAGCUAUCUUUCUCUGAAUCAAAGUGUCAAACUUCUGACUUCCGAUGUGGAUGAUGGACAACAUGAAUGGGAUGUCAUAUGCCGGCGUUGCCAUUAUGACAGGCACCCGAGGUCGUCACUUAAACUAGGAAGCGGGUGGAAAGUCUUUGCAAGGGACAAUAAUUUGAAAAAAGGAGAUGCCUUUGUCUUUGAGCUCAUCCAGAGGAAGCCUACUGUGCUUAAAGUCUCCAUAUUUCGCGUAGUUGACUAUGCCUGAACUUUCUAUGGUUACAAUCGCUAUAAGGAUUACUACAAAAUUUCGAAAGCAUUAUGGCAGAAGUUCUGUUUUGAUCAUGCGGCAUAUCGUUGGGUAAAUCUCAUUGAGACUGACUCAACGCUAUCAAAAUCAAUCAUAUCGGAGUUUGCACGUGCCUCCACGUGCCUUCCAAAGUUUUUGUUGCGCUGCCCACGCAUUGCACGUGCUUUAAAGCUUCACAUCCAUGCACCAAACGCGGACGUCUCAUUGUUGACGUCAACCCUAGUCUUGUUAGUAGCCACGUCACCACACUAUCACACCAUCCUGCUACAUUUGCAACCAGACGCCACGUCAGCACUGCUGAUCGUUGACUUUGACCAAUGCAUUGAUUUUUUCGAUCCAAGUGUUUUUUACAUAUUUUCAUAUGUGAGGUUGAACGAUAUUUUAUGGAAGCUGUC